Messenger RNA from Pichia kudriavzevii, 1404 nucleotides. RefSeq lists its product as uncharacterized. The record is from RefSeq and is a predicted model, not a curated record. NCBI's taxonomy places the organism in Eukaryota, Fungi, Ascomycota, Pichiomycetes, Pichiales, Pichiaceae. Bases 1 to 1404 code for a protein of 467 amino acids. The transcript has a single exon.
AUGCCGCUCGAUUUUCUAGGGUCAGUCUAUUAUGAUGGAACAAAAGUUCCGUACUGGGAGCAAAUUAAGCAAGUUACUCCAUUUGUGGCGUCAGCUAUAUUGUUGAAGCUCUACACCAAUGGAUCAUCGAAUACAUGGGAGAGGAAACUACACGGGAAAGUGUACAUUAUGACUGGGGGUACCAGUGGCAUUGGGAGUGCAUUGGCGAAAGAGUUAGCCAGUAAAGGUGCUCAGUUGGUGUUACUAUCAUCUCAAAUUGGUGAGCAUGCCGACAAUAGUGCCAAAGUUUGGAUGACUGACUACGUUAAUGAUUUAAGAGAAGUUACAGGCAACGAGUUGAUAUAUAGUGAAUAUUGUGACUUGUCAUCAUUGCAUUCCAUUAGGAAGUUUGCCACCAAAUGGCUCGACAAUUCACCAGCACGACGUUUGGACGGUGUAAUUUGUCUUGCCAAUGAGAGUAUACCCAUGGGGAAGUUGAGAACCAACUCUAUCGAUGGUGUCGAAAGGCAAAUGGCCAUAAAUUACCUUGGCCAUUAUCAUCUGCUAACAUUAUUAGAACCUGCAUUAAGAGCCCAACCAGCUGAUCGUGAUGUUCGAGUAUUGAUUUCAUCUUGUUUAUCGCAAAAUAUGGGAGAUGUCGAAUUGAAUGAUUUACUCUGGGAAGAUCGAACAUAUCCUAGCAACCAGCCAUGGAAAGUUUAUGGUACCUCGAAGUUGUUGUUGAAUAUGUUUGCCAAGGAGUUCCAACGUCGGGUUCAAAACGUUCCACGACCAGAUAAACAGCCUUGUCCCAUUAGAGUCAAUAUAGUCAAUCCAGGAGUUGUUAGAAGUCCAGGAAUGAGGAGAUUCUUAUCAAUGGGUAGUAUAUUUGGAUUGGUCAUUUAUCUCUUGUUAUAUCCUGUUUUUUGGCUAUUAAUGAAAUCAUGCCAACAGGGGAUGCAAUCCUACCUUUUCGCCAUCAACAAUCCAAAUAUCAUGAACAUACGUGGCGGCAACUAUAUUAAAGAAUGUACAAUUAUUGAGAACGAGACACGUCGGGAGUUGAAUGAUGAAGCACUACAAAAGAAAAUCUACAACCUCACAAGUGAACAAAUAGUAAAGUUGGAGAAGGCAAGUGCCAUAGAGAGAAACAGGGGCAAAAAGGUCAACAAGAAAUCAAGGUUGGACGACUUAGACGUCAAGGUAAAGGGUGGUGCAACUAGCUCGGUCCCAUCGAAUAAUGAUAAAACGGGACUAUUCACGUCCGCCUUCACAGAGAGUAAACAGGGGGACCCGGGGUUAUAUCCUGACAUGAACAAGAUGGACCCUGGCAGUAUCGACGAGGCAAGAGAAGCGAGAUUACGGCACCUUGACGAAAAGUAUAUGAAAAGCCGUGAAGUUAGGUCAAGGGCAGCCAAAGAUUAA